AUGAGCCGCGACACUCCCAACGCCGAGGCCAAGCCCAAGUACGACCUGGGCACGUACGGCGGCCGCCUCGCGUACUUCUACAGCACGACGAGUCCCCUCACUCUCCUGGCUUCGGGACAGCAGCUGGACGAUGCGGUCGCGUACGCGCGCGGCUGGGACGCCAAGAUCAAGGCGGCCGGCAAGGACGGCGUGUGGGUCGACGCCGACACGCGCGACAAGUACGACAAGGCCAAGCAGCUCGUCAACUCGUCCAUCCACCCCGACACUGGCAAGCCGGUCCCGCUGCCGUUCCGCAUGAGCGCGUUCGUGCCCACCAACCUCCUCAUUUGCGCGGGUAUGCUCAAGCCCAACCCGUCCCUCAGAAGCAUCAUCUUCUGGCAGUGGGCUAACCAGACUCUCAACGUCGCCGUCAACUUCUCGAACGCGAACAAGUCGAUCGAGAUGUCCCCGCAGGAGAUCGGCACGGCCUACGUCGCAGCGACGGUUACCUCUGUCGGACUCGCGGUCGGGCUGACGCGCCUCGUGCCGCGCCUGCGCGUCUCGGCCGCGGCCAAGAACAUUCUGUCCAAGCUCGUGCCUUUCGCCGCCGUCGCGUCCGCCGGAGUCGUGAACAUCUCCUGCAUCCGCUGGAAGGAGAUGCGGGACGGCGUGGACGUGUUCCAGAUCGCGACCGAUGCGCGGGGCGACGAGACCAAGACGGAUCUCGGCAAGUCGCCCCGCGCGGGCCAGAUGGCCGUCAUGCAGUCUGCCGCUAGCCGUGUCCUCACCAACAUCCCCACGCUCAUCAUCCCGCCCAUGGUCAUGACGUACCUCCAGCACCGGGGGGCUUUCGUCGGUCCCCGCGGACACACGCUCAGCAACCUCACCCAGCUCACGCUCAUUGGCCUCAGUCUCGGUCUCUUCCUGCCCCCCGCUAUUGCGUACUUCCCCCAGCGCGCUAGCGUCAGCACCGACAAGCUCGAGCCCCAGUUCCACAAGUACCACGAGAAGGUCUACUUUAACAAAGGUCUUUGA
Molecule: messenger RNA, 1014 nt
Organism: Trichosporon asahii var. asahii CBS 2479
Lineage: Eukaryota; Fungi; Basidiomycota; Tremellomycetes; Trichosporonales; Trichosporonaceae
Exons: 3
Coding region: 1-1014 (337 amino acids)
Biological process (GO): mitochondrial transmembrane transport; monoatomic ion transport
Cellular component (GO): mitochondrial inner membrane
Molecular function (GO): monoatomic ion transmembrane transporter activity
Source: RefSeq, a predicted model, not a curated record